CAGCAGCAGACACUCAUUGGCCGGAAGUCCAUUUUUGUCGAUCAGACUACUUUGCUCCGUGGCGUUGUUUAGCAUCAGUUUUGAUAUUACCUCAUUUUAUUAUUUGCAGUGAGAACUGGCCGUAUCUGGGUAAUGAAUACAUUUUAGAUGCGAGAAAUGAAAAUGGAUUCCACUCACAAUGUAACUCCUCCAAGAUAAAACAUUGUGAACAUCAGCUAAGGCACACCUGAGGUGUUCUUGACAUCUGGAUAACAUGAAUGAACAAAAUAGCAUUUGUAAUAGGUGUACUGAAGCAUCCACCUCGAGUUAAUACUGUAGCUUAUUAUUUUAGGGGAACUUCUUAUUGACAUUGUUCAAAAAAAUGCAUUGGACCUCACUCAUUCCGUCUUGAGGUAGAUUCACCUGACGUGAAUGUGAAUGCAGACUUGUCACCAGUGGACUGCAUGUUAGCGCCAUGCCAAGGCGAAGCUUGCCCCUGCAGGGCCGAAUGCGCUGGCUGCUCCUCGGGCUCUUCUUGCUGCUUGUCCUCCUCCUCUUUGCCUACCUGCUGGAGUGCACGCCCCCAGCGGACGUCAGCCUGGUCCUGCCUGGACUCGGAGGCGAAACCUACGGGAAGGAGUACUACCAGGCCCUGCUGCAGGAACAGGAGGAGCGCCAUGUCAGUCGCACUGCCAGCCUCAAGCGGCAGAUUGCUCAGCUCAAGCAGGAGCUCCAGGAGAUGAGCGAGAAGCUCAGGGCCCUGCAGGACAGGAAGGAAACGGCUGGGGUCCAGGGGCCUGUUGAUACCAAAGACACUGAGCCCGGGGACCUUUUGGAGUUCCUCCACUCCCAGAUCGACAAGGCAGAGGUGAACACAGGGGCGCGGCUGCCCAGCGAGUACGCCCUUGUUCCCUUUGAGAGCUUCACUUCCAGUAAGGUGUACCAGCUGGAGAUGGGGCUGACCAGGCACCCAGAGGAGAAACCGGUGAGAAAGGAUCGCAGGGACGAGCUGGUGGAGGUCAUCGAAGCAGCCCUGGAUAUCAUCAAUAACCCAGACGAGGAGGAUGGCCUGGAGGAUGACGUGCCUAUGCAGAGACAGACCUACACUGAGACCCAUUUUACUGAGGGGCUGUAUAGAACCGAACGGGACAAGGGUACACUCUAUGAACUCUUCUUCGCAAAGGAGGAUUCAGAAAACUUCCGCCAUGUCACUCUCUUCCGUCCAUUCGGCCCUUUAAUGAAAGUCCGGAGCACUUCUGUAGAAACGUCAGGAGUCAUCAUCAAUAUCAUUGUGCCAUUGGCGGGAAGGACCGAGGCCUUUUCACAGUUUCUGCACAACUUCAGGGAAGUUUGCAUAGAACACGAUAGGCGGGUGCAUCUUACAGUGGUCUACUUUGGACAGGAUGGCUUACUAGAGGUGAAGUCUUAUUUGGAAAAAAUUUCCAGAGAGGAGAGCUUUUCCAACUACACCCUCAUCCCAGUGGAUGAGGAGUUUUCCCGGGGGAGGGGUCUGGACAUCGGAGCCCAAGCCUGGAAGAAAGGCGACGUGUUGAUGUUUUUCUGUGAUGUUGAUAUAUACUUCACGCUGGAUUAUCUCAAUACCUGCCGCCUUCACACCGCUCCAAACAAGCGAGUGUUUUAUCCAGUGGUUUUCAGUUUGUAUAAUCCUGCCAUCGUCUAUGGGAAUCUGGAGCUGGCUCCGCCCAUUGAAACUCAACUUAUACACAAAAAAGAUGCUGGCUUCUGGAGAGAUUUUGGCUUUGGAAUGACAUGUCAGUACCGUUCGGACUUCCUCAACAUAGGAGGAUUUGACUUGGAAGUGAAAGGAUGGGGUGUGGAAGACGUCCACCUGUACCGGAAAUACUUGCGAAGCGACUUGAUUGUGACCCGUACGCCAGUAUCCAGCCUCUUCCACCUGUGGCACGAGAAGCAGUGUGCAGAUGAGCUGACUCCAGAACAGUACCGCAUGUGCAUCCAGUCCAAGGCCAUGAAUGAGGCCUCCCAUUCACACCUUGGCAUGCUGGUAUUCCGCGAGGAAAUCGAGAAUCACCUCCGCAAGCAGGCCUUUAAAAUCCAGGACAAAACUGAAGACUGAAUGCCUUUUCGUUUAGUCACCACUUGGGUACUUGCUGGAUCAGAACUACUGUUUUAUUUUUAAUUUUUUUUUCAUUUAAGAAAAUUCUGAGUGGAGACAAACUCAUGUCUUUGCUAACAUGAUUAAAAUGCACUAUACCUAGA
Molecule: messenger RNA, 2217 nt
Organism: Esox lucius (northern pike)
Lineage: Eukaryota; Metazoa; Chordata; Actinopteri; Esociformes; Esocidae
Gene: csgalnact2
Product: chondroitin sulfate N-acetylgalactosaminyltransferase 2
Exons: 8
Coding region: 455-2074 (539 amino acids)
Cellular component (GO): Golgi cisterna membrane
Molecular function (GO): glucuronosyl-N-acetylgalactosaminyl-proteoglycan 4-beta-N-acetylgalactosaminyltransferase activity
Source: RefSeq, a predicted model, not a curated record